This is a messenger RNA of Miscanthus lutarioriparius, 1128 nucleotides long. The record is from the annotation of a GenBank genome assembly. NCBI's taxonomy places the organism in Eukaryota, Viridiplantae, Streptophyta, Magnoliopsida, Poales, Poaceae.
AUGGGUUCUCGGCGCCGUGGCAUGGGUGGCCACUGCAUGGGUGCUCGCACGAGACACGAGACAGACACGAUACAGACAGCGGUGGCCGGUCGCCACACUCCUGCUCACCCCACCCAUCUCCCGUCCAUCUCUGGUGACGCGCUGCUGGCAGCGGCCGCGCUCGUGAGGGUGCGGGUGCUGCCGCUCUAUGUCGCCCACGUCUGCCUGUCGCUCCGCCAGACCACGGACGACGUCAUGGAGCUACCGUUCCCGUGGUGGAAGGUCUUCUUCGUCACCGUCAUGGGGACGCUCGGGAAGCUCACCAGGUGCGCGGCGGCGGGACUCCUCCGAGGUCUGGGGAUGCUGGAGGCGCUGGCGCUGGGGAUGCUGCUCAACAUGAAGGGGUACUUCCACCUCUACUACGCCCAUGAGCGUGCAGUGGCGGCUCAUGGGGCUGCAGCACCACGACCCGUCCAAGGAGUUGCGCCUCGUGGUGGGGCUACACGGCCCGCAGGACGUACCGACGCUGUCCUACAUCAUGGAGGCGCUGCGAUGACGGACCAGACGGCGGCGGCCAUCGUGAAGGGCGGCAGAUUCGACGGCGUGACCGUGGUGGACGAGGAGGUGUCGGAGAUGCGGAAGCUCAUCGGCGAGGCGCUGGACGCGUACCAGUCGGAGUGCGGCGGCUGCGCCAAGGUGAAGGUGCGGCGGCUGCUGGCUCUGUCGUCGUUCCCGGAUAUGCACAGCGACAUGUGCAUCUGCGCGGAGGACGCGAUGGCGGCGCUGGUGCUGCUCCCGUUCCACAAGGCGCAGCGAUCGGACGGCAGCAUGGAGCCGGGCCACCACGGCUUCCGGGUGGUCAACCAGAAGGUGCUGCAGCUGGCGCCGUGCUCGGUGGGGGUGGUGGUGGACCGAGGCCUCGGUGGGAAGCAUGCAUCCGUCGUCAGCACCAGCUCCCAGUCCCAGCAAUCCCAGACGGCGCCCGUGGUGGUUGUGUUCAUCGGCGGCGCGGACGACCGCGAGGCCCUGACGCUGGCGUCCCUGAUGUCGAAGCACCCGGGCGCAUUUGUUCUCCUUGCUUCCUGCUUCUCUUAUGGUGACUGUAGUCCGUGGACAACCAUGGCAUUGGACGAGGUGGAGUUAGCAUGA